Molecule: messenger RNA, 3840 nt
Organism: Stylophora pistillata
Lineage: Eukaryota; Metazoa; Cnidaria; Anthozoa; Scleractinia; Pocilloporidae
Molecular function (GO): glycosyltransferase activity
Source: RefSeq, a predicted model, not a curated record
AUGGAUGUUAAAAAUGUACUGGAGAAGGUGGAAGAAAAGUUGAAUACUUUACAUGAAGAGCUAACAUGGCAAAGGUCUCAACGAUCAGUGUCCGAAGGAAUCCGUAGAAAUUGGUCUCUUCUCCCCCAUACGGUACCACAUUUCGUCAAUCGCGAAAAAGAAUGCCAAGAAAUUAAAGAUUACCUUUCUCCAAAGCACAAUUGCAGAUGUCUUCUCAUACAUGGUGCCACUGGCAUGGGGAAGACAACCGUGGCGAUGAAAGUGGCAAACGACAUACUGAAUUCUGACAGACAAACGGUGGUGAUCUACGUUAACUGUAGAGACAUUAAACUAUUCCAUGAUUUUGCGGCGAAAGUUCUUCAGCAAAUAUAUCACUAUCCUGUGGAUGAUCCAGUAGCUGAGCUGAAAAAUCGUUUGAAAAGCCAAGAUUUCUCCACUAUUUUGUUCCUGGAUAAUUUUGAGUUUCUGCUUCAUUUGGAUGACGGAACGCAGCCCACUGGAAAUGAACUGUCACGCCAGCAGAUGAACCCAUCUGAGGAAGGAUGGAAGAUAAAGAAUCUAAUCAAUGAAAUUUUAAUGGUUGCAGGAAAAGUCAAGCUUCUCCUCACCUCUUCAGAGAAAGUACCUUUUCCGGAAGCAGGUCAAGAAACGCUUCGUCUGUCGUCUUUUCGGCCAGAAGAAUCCGUUGAGCUUUUGAAAAAAGUGUGGAAGGAUAGGCAGAUCAACACAAUUCAAGCGCAUGACUUGUCAGAAAUUUGCAGCGGUAUACCCCUGGUCCUUUUCACCCUGGCCUCCUCCCACAGUAACCUGCUUAGUCUCUUGGAAGACAUGAAUUCUUCGGCUCAUGAAGAAUUCGAAUUUUUAGAAAAGAUUAUUCAAACAGUACAAGCGGAUAAAAAGAUCAAGGUUUGCAUCGAUCAUUGCUUUGGGAGGCUUGAUUUGAAAGAAAAGUGUGCCCUUAUUAGCUUUGCACUAUUCAGAAGGCGUUUUUGUCUAUCUGAAGCGGUGAACGUGUUUCAAUCAACGAAGAUGAGUGCGUCUGAGCUCAGAAAAUGUGGAUUGGAACUGUCCCGGCGAUCACUUUUAGAAGAACAUAUCAUCGGAGAUGGUUACUUCUAUACCCUCCUUGAAGUAAUCCGUGAUUAUUGUGAAACUAAGGCAAUGGAGCGGGAGUUUCGUGAAGUGAUCCUAGAUGCUCGAAGGAUGUUUAUCCGCCAUUUUUUAACCUUUCUGGAAGACACCUUCAAAAAGUUCUUGAGCCAGAACGUGUCAGAAGCACUUGCUGCUUUUCAGAUGGAUGAAGGGAAUGUCUUGCAGCUCGUUGAAUGGUGUAGCAAUAGUCAAAUGGACGAGCAACAAAGAAAAAGAUGCAUUGAUGUCUUCAACAAUGUGGCAGAGCUUCUGGCAAAGAUGAUGGGAAAGGAUAAAUUUAAAUAUACCUUUGAAUCUUUACAGAGAAGAUGCGAACAGAUGGCAGAUCAGAAAAGACUGAGCGAUUGCCUCACAUCCUUGGGGAUCGAAGAAGCAUUCAGAGGUUCCCGUCAUCCAACUGGUCUGCGCGCUGUAGCCGCUCAAAUAGCCAAAGCAUAUUUGACGGAAGCUGACCAAAUCCAGUGUAAUCUUAGAAUUAACACCGGUAACAGCCGAGCUCAGUGUCUUUCCAAACUUGCUCGAUGUCUCGCCAUAGAAUACAACUUCGAUGAGGCGAAAAAAAAAGUCCGACAGGCGAUCAAAAUUCGAUUGGAUCAAGGAGAGGAUGACAAAGUCAUGCUUGGUGCAACGUACAAUGAUAAGGCAGUAAUCCUUUCACUGGAAGAAGAUCAUCAGCUGGCAAUAGAGGUCCGAAAGCAGACCCUGCAAAUUUACAUGGAAAAACUGGGAGAGCAUCCGUUCACCGCAACCAUCCUCAACAGUCUGUCAAGCAAUUAUUGCGCCUUGGGCAAAUACAACGAUGCUGAACGAUGUUCGAGAGAAGCGUUGGAAAUCCGGCAAAAGCAACUGAGAAACCAUCGUGACACCGCCAAGUCGCUUUUUGACCUUGGAAUGAUUCAUAAAAUGAAGGAAGAAUUCAAGCAAGCCAGGAAUUACCUUGAAAGGUGCGAGGCCAUGCAAAAGAGAAUGUUGGAUGAGAACGACGACGACCUUACAAGUACCAGAAAGGAAUUGGAAGAUGUGAAGAGGCGACUAGCGGAACCCGAGGGACAAAAAACACUUUUAGCCUCUGAGGGGGACAAAUUGCCUGAUGCCAAAUCAAAAGUUGGAGAAGAGGAGGAGGAAGAAAUUGAAGUGGAGAUAUUAGAUAAAGAAGAUACUAAGACAAACCCUGCAGAUGCCAAAAAGACUGUGAUCAGGAGAGAAAGAAUAACAGACAAGGGAGACACAUGGAAUCUUCCAGAAGCAGGUGCAUUUAUCACUUUUUGCCCAGGAAUCAUGAAAGAACCCUUGUGGAUCUGUUGUUCCAUAUGGAAUCCUAGAUUCCUCUCUCCUCCCAUACACAGUAAUGAGCUCUUAGUGUCCAGUGUGAUUGAACUAUCUCAUGAUGGCCCACCAACGCUGGAUUCUAUGGAAGAUGCUACAGAAGGCAUAACAGUGGGUUUGUUGCACAGUUCCUCUGAUUUCAAGGGAUAUGAAGUGGUUAUUAAGAAACUGCUUGACCCAGAAAACAACGAGUGGUAUGAUUUGGAAACUAGAAUCUUUUGGGAUACAGCAGAGAUGCGGCCAGCCAUUUCCAAGUGGAUGUGCCCUUACGCUGAAGCUACCUCCACAAUAACCCGUUUUUCCUCUUUCGCCGUGAUUUGGCGCCUUAAGUCUUUUAGGUUUCCAAAGCCAAACUCCAUGACCCCUGAGUUCAUCUGUUCAGUGCCAAACUAUCCAAAUGUCAGCAUUGUAAUCCCUUGGAACUCUGUCCCUUACAGUCAAGACUUCUGCUUGACUCUGAAGAUUCAAGAACCGCCAAGCAUUGACCAUAAAAGUGAGGAAAUGUUAGUUGGUCCGAUUCUCCACAUAUCGUGCUCGCAUGAAGUGAAUCUUUUGGCGCCAGCGAAAAUAACACUAUCUCUUGAAUUUUUCAAGGGGAAAAGAGAAUUGGUGCACUCCGGUCAGUGGAGGGUAUUUCACUUUCAGCAGGAAUGGGAAGACAUCACAGAUCAGUUGGAGAUGUCCGUCUCCCUUACAGAUGGAAUGGUGACUUUCGAAGUGAAAGCUUUCUGCCGGUUUUUGCCUUUGAUAGCGGAUAAUCCUGCCGUUGUUAACGCUGGUGAUGUCUCUGAUCUGGACAGGAGAUCCAUGAGACAACGAGCUGGGUUUUUAGCUUGCAUUUGCCUUCAUGGCGAGAGGUUCUUGCUGAAAUUAUUCUGUUUUCCUUUGAAUUGGAAAUCCAAAGUGUAUGAGUAUAUUUCAAGCUACAAUGUGAUUUAUCAAGGUGAUGGAAACUCGAAGAAACCGCUAUUUAACGAGGACCAAAUGUUUGUGUCUCUUUUGGAAGGACUGAAGGUGCUCGGUGAAAAAAACAGUGAAGACCUCUCCUUAACGUUUUUCGGGGAUGGAGAAGACCAAAAAGCUGUGUACGUUACUAUCGAAGAUGAAAGGAACAUGUCAAUAAAAUUCUCGGAAUGGCUGAUCGCUGAAGAGAGGAGACUCCGUGAAUCGAUAUGCAAUUUUCCUAUAAUUCAAACAAGAUUGACUACGCAGGACUUGUCUCUCUCCUCUCAGUCCUUUCCACGGACAACUUCACCCAGGAAACCAGAAACGAUUGUAAGUUGGCGUCUUCAAAUAUUACUGGCAGGUCACAAAGCGAACGAGGAACUCGAGUUAAUCCAAGAGGGUCCCACUCAAUAUUGA